Sebastes umbrosus (honeycomb rockfish) is the source of this 3616-nucleotide messenger RNA. It is a transcript of the gene plod2, whose product is annotated as procollagen-lysine, 2-oxoglutarate 5-dioxygenase 2. The transcript is spliced from 20 exons. Gene Ontology annotation, biological process: peptidyl-lysine hydroxylation. Bases 361 to 2631 code for a protein of 756 amino acids. The record is from RefSeq and is a predicted model, not a curated record. NCBI's taxonomy places the organism in Eukaryota, Metazoa, Chordata, Actinopteri, Perciformes, Sebastidae. Gene Ontology annotation, cellular component: endoplasmic reticulum. Gene Ontology annotation, molecular function: L-ascorbic acid binding; iron ion binding; procollagen-lysine 5-dioxygenase activity.
CGCGCAGGACGUGCCUGUGUCAGGGCUUUAACACCGUUAUCUUGCCUCUCUCUCUUCGUGGGCUGGAACUUCACCCCAAGUGGCUGCAGUCGCAAUUAAGAAACCACGCCUGUUGCUCUCCAGUCCUCCUGCUUUACACUACUUAUACUUCCCUGGAGCUCAAGCUGUCUCCAGAGCUGCUGCGUCCAGACAACUUCACAACCACUGGAGGAGGAUUUUUUUUUUUUUCCUUUUAUUAUUUUAUUAUCGCGAGAGCGUCGGCUACAUUACGAGCCUUCAGGGCUGAACCCGGCCACUGCUUUUCGGGCUGGGAGGUAUAAUAGUCCAGCUUUGUCCAGGGAAACACGCACAAUAACAGACAUGGAGUACCUCAAGUUUUGUUUUGUGUUUUCAUGCUGGAUGAAGUUUGCAAAUUGCCUCUACUCUACUGAUACACCUCAAACUCCUGCGCCUAUUCCUAAAGAAAAAUUGCUCGUCCUUACUGUUGCAACAGAGGAAACGGAUGGCUUCCUCCGCUUUAUGCAGUCUGCAAACUACUUCAAGUACAAUGUGAAGGUGUUGGGAAUGGGAGAAGCGUGGAAGGGUGGUGACGUGGGCCGCUCUAUCGGUGGAGGGCAAAAAGUCAGACUACUGAAGGAGGCCAUGGAGGCUCUGGCUGACCAGGAGGAUCUUGUUGUCCUUUCCGUGGAUAGCUAUGAUCUUAUCUUUGCUGGGGGACCAGAGGAGAUUCUCAGGAAGUUCCAACAAGCCAAUCACAAAGUGCUGUUUGCUGCAGAGGGACUGAUAUGGCCAGAUAAGAAACUAGCUGACAAGUACCCCUCAAUCCGCAGUGGCAAGCGCUACCUCAACUCUGGAGGUAUAAUCGGCUAUGCCCCAUCCAUAAACGGAGUUGUUUCACAGUGGAACCUCCAUGACAAUGACGACGACCAGCUUUUCUAUACCAAAAUAUACGUGGAUCCUUUACAGCGACAAACUCUCAAUAUGACUUUGGACCACAAAUGCCAGAUUUUCCAGAACCUGAAUGGGGCCGUUGAUGAAGUGCUUCUCAAGUUUGGAACAGACCGCGUCAGAGUUAGAAACACAGUGUACGACUCUCUGCCAGUGGUUGUCCAUGGCAACGGAAACACCAAAAUGUACUUGAACUACCUGUCCAACUAUGUCCCCAAUACAUGGAACUAUGAACAUGGCUGUAGCCACUGUGAUGACGAUAUUGUGGACCUGUCUCAGUUAAAAGAGUAUCCCAAUGUGUUGGUUGGAGUAUUCAUUGAGCAGCCAACUCCAUUUCUUCCUGAGUUCUUCCAGCGGCUGCUGACCCUGGAUUAUCCCAAAGAUAAACUCAAAGUUUUUGUCCACAAUAACGAGGUUUACCAUGAGAAGCACAUCCAGCAGUUCUGGGAAGAGAACAGGAAUGUGUUCAGCAGUUUCAACGUUGUGGGACCAGAAGAAAUUUUGAGCCAAGGAGAGGCCAGGAAUAUGGGCAUGGAUCUUUGCCGUAAGGAUGCCACGUGCGACUACUACUUCAGCAUAGACACAGAUGUGAUGCUCACCAACAGACAGACACUGAAGCUCCUCAUUGAGCAGAACAGAAAAAUAAUUGGUCCCCUUGUCACUCGUCACGGCAAGCUGUGGUCCAACUUCUGGGGAGCCUUGAGUCUGGAUGGUUAUUACGCUCGCUCCGAAGAUUAUGUCGACAUUGUGCAGAGGAAACGUGUGGGUAUGUGGAACAUUCCUUUCAUGGCACAUGUAUACCUUGUCAAGGGCAGUGCUUUGAGGAAUGAACUGAAAGAGAGGAACUACUUUGUGCUGGAGAAACUAGACUCAGAUAUGGCAUUUUGUAGAAAUGCCAGAGAAAUGACCAGUCACAGAGAAAAAGACUCCCCUUCUCCGGAAUCAUUCCAUAUGCUCAGGCCCCCAAAGGGAGUCUUCAUGUACAUAACAAACCGUCACGACUUUGGGAGGCUCAUUUCCGCAGCCAAUUAUAACACUUCUCAUUAUAACAGUGACUUGUGGCAGAUAUUUGAAAACCCUGUGGACUGGAAGGAGAAGUACAUCCACCCAAACUACACUCGAAUUUUCACUGAGAACUACCUGGAGGAGCCCUGUCCAGAUGUGUACUGGUUCCCAGUCUUCUCAGAGAAGGCCUGUGAUGAAAUAGUUGAGGAGAUGGAGCACUACGGGUCAUGGUCUGGUGGCAAAAAUGAGGACAAGCGGAUCUCCGGCGGCUAUGAAACCGUGCCGACAGACGACAUUCAUAUGAAGCAAAUCGGCUAUGAAAAAGAGUGGCUACACUUCAUCCGAGAGUUCAUAUCGCCCAUCACGUUAAAAGUUUACUCUGGCUACUUCACUAAGGGUUAUGCUGUAAUGAACUUUGUGGUGAAAUACACGCCUGAGAGGCAAGCGUAUUUGAGGCCCCAUCACGACUCCUCCACCUUCACCAUCAACAUCGCCCUCAAUAACAAAGACACAGACUUUCAGGGUGGGGGUUGCCGUUUCCAUAGAUACAACUGCUCCUUAAUUUCACCAAGGAAAGGCUGGAGCUUCAUGCACCCAGGACGACUGACUCACCUCCACGAAGGCUUGCCCACCACCAACGGCACCCGCUACAUCGCAGUGUCCUUCAUCGACCCUUGAACCAUCUGAUUAUACUGUAAAUUAGUCUUUUGACCUUGCUUUGCUUUUUUUCCCCCUGUCAUUUUUGUUUUGUUUUGUCAUUGACGUUUUGUGCCCCAGAUGUUUUGCUGAUGCAAUUCUAUUUACAAAGCAAAAACUUUAAAAGAAUAAAAAAUUGCGUGAAAAAGGAAUCUCUGUCAAACAGAGUGUAGAAGGAAAGUGACAAAAGUAAUUCACACUUUAGAUACACAAAUAAGAAAGAACAGUAUGCUAGCAGGGUACACAAUUGUGCCACAAUCUCAUUUACAUUUAUUUUUAGAUUCAAAACAAACAUCCUACCUGGAAUUGUUGGUACUGUAGCUUAUCAUGAUUUUCACAAUACUGAUUUAUUGGCGAAAAUGGAAUAUAAUGUUAACAAGUAUGUUUUAUUUUGCAAUCUGCAACAUCACUGCUAGAUGCCACCAUAUCCUACACACUGCACCUUUAACACUGUCAAGAUAACUUUGCUAGCCAUUGUGUAUUUAUUUGUGUUUCAGGUAAAAUGUCACUGAACGCAUUUUACUAUAGUAACUUGUCAUUGCUUCAAUGACUACUGGUGCUUAUAAGCACUCCAUGUGUCUGCAUUUGACAUUUAAGUCAAUAUUGGGUGGAGUGUAAGUUAAAGUGUUUUUAUACCCUGAAACAGUUCAUAUUCCAUUUGUGAUAUGAAUGAAAGUAAAGUGUGAUAUGUGCCCUGUAAAGAAAUAAAUCUAUUUUUGGAAUUUUGCACACCAGAAAAACAAGACCGCAGAAUUCAAUAUGAAUUAUGUUUGAAUGAAGUUCAAUAUUCUGUUUUACUUGAAAGGGUUUUCUUCCUUCUUUAUUGGAAAUUUGUAAAAAUGCAUUUACUUUCCUGGAGACAUUUCUGCAAUAUUGUUCUGAAAUAUGUGUGUGAAUGGAUUUUGAGACUCAGCAAGUUGUUUAACUUAUUGUCAAAAUUGAAUAAAAGUCUUUAUAAAAAAUGAAA